CAUGUGCCUGGACAUUUCCCUGGGGAUUAUUGAUUCCUUGAUGUUCAGUGAACUGUUCUGGAGUCUGGAGUUUCCCCAGAAGGAGCUGUUCCAGGCUUUGAAGUUGCUUCUAUAGGUGCUGGAUUUUCUCACCCAAGGGUAUUUGGGGGGAUGUUGCAUUUCAAGCUUGUUGGGUCUCUCCUUGAAGAGGGGGUGGCACAGGCAAUAGGUCUUUUCCUUCCCACCUCUAUUUCAUAACCAGAAGAGUCUAUAGAGUGGGGUGGUUUGGUCAACCUUCCUGGGGUCCUCUUGCCUCUACUUGUCCUGGGUGGAGCUACAGGGUUGGGGGAACUUCUUUGUCGGGUUAGGGAGAUUACAGGACAAGUUCCUCCCCCACUCACCAGCAGGGACCUGUAUGGGGAGCUGAUGAUGGCCAGGCUUCAUGAAGAUCAACAUUUCUCAUCCUUGGUUGGUUUCAGGGACACAGCUCUGUCAAGGAAACUGAUUUUCAUUUUUCAUUCCUUUUUUCUUCCCUGACUUGGAGAGUAAUUAAGAUCUGCAAAGGCAACUCAAAGGAAAACUCAAGGGAGUGUGGUUUCAGCAGAGUAAUUCCUCUGGAUGAGGUGUGACUAAUACUUUUCAUCUUCAACAUUACCAGUUCAUGUUGGUUGAUAAUAAUAAUGAAGAUGAGAAAAAUCAUUGGACUAUUUCACUCUCUGGACUCAGGCUGCCUGUCACUCAGUAACGUCAAUCCGGGCAGGUUCACUCAUUCAAAAGACACCUCAGCACCCCCAAUUCCAACCAACAAAACAGGCAAGAAUCCCUGAUCAUGGGAAGCUUGCAUCCUGGAAGACAAGCGAAAUGCAUAGUAUGGAGCAAGCUGAUCGAUCGGCGCUAUGGAGAAAAAUAAGAUCUUCAUAAACAAUGAGUGGCAUGAUUCUGUCAGCAAGAAAACUUUCCCCACCAUCAAUCCAUCCACUGGGGAUGUCAUCUGUCAUGUAGCUGAAGGGGACAAGGAAGACGUGGACAGGGCAGUGAAGGCUGCCCGGGCUGCAUUCCAGCUGGGCUCGCCCUGGCGCCGCAUGGAUGCGUCCAAAAGGGGCUGGCUGCUGAACCGCCUGGCUGAUCUGAUAGAGCGGGACCGGACCUACCUGGCAGCCUUGGAGACCCUGGACAACGGCAAGCCCUAUGUCAUUUCCUACCUGGUAGAUCUGGACAUGGUUCUCAGAUGUCUCCGUUACUAUGCCGGCUGGGCUGAUAAGUACCACGGGAAAACCAUUCCCAUCGAUGGGGACUACUUCAGCUACACCCGCCAUGAACCUGUGGGAGUGUGCGGGCAGAUCAUCCCGUGGAACUUCCCGCUCUUGAUGCAAGCAUGGAAACUGGGCCCAGCCUUGGCGACUGGAAACGUGGUUGUGAUGAAGGUGGCUGAGCAGACUCCACUCACUGCCCUCUAUGUGGCCAACUUGAUUAAGGAGGCCGGCUUUCCUCCUGGCGUGGUCAAUAUCAUACCUGGAUUUGGCCCCACAGCUGGGGCUGCCGUUGCCUCCCAUGAGGAUGUGGACAAAGUGGCCUUCACAGGCUCCACUGAGGUUGGCCACCUAAUCCAGACUGCUGCAGGGAACAGUAACCUCAAGAGAGUGACCCUGGAGCUAGGAGGAAAGAGUCCCAAUAUCAUAUUAUCAGAUGCUGACAUGGACUGGGCUGUGGAGCAGGCCCACUUCGCCCUAUUCUUCAACCAGGGCCAGUGCUGCUGUGCAGGCUCCCGGACCUUUGUGCAGGAGGACAUUUACGCCAAUUUUGUGGAGCGGAGUGUUGCCCGGGCCAGGUCUCGUGUGGUCGGGAACCCCUUUGACAGCCGGACUGAGCAGGGGCCGCAGGUGGAUGAAACUCAGUUUAAGAAGGUCCUUGGCUACAUCAAAUCUGGGAAGGAGGAGGGGGCGAAGCUGCUGUGUGGUGGAGGGGUGGCUGCUGACCGUGGCUACUUCAUCCAGCCCACCGUGUUUGGAGACGUGCAGGAUGGCAUGACCAUCGCAAAGGAGGAGAUCUUUGGGCCAGUGAUGCAGAUUCUGAAGUUCAAGACCAUAGAGGAAGUCAUUGAGAGAGCCAACAAUUCCAAGUACGGGCUGGCUGCAGCUGUCUUCACAAAGGACUUGGACAAGGCCAAUUAUCUGUCCCAAGCCCUCCAGGCUGGCACCGUGUGGGUCAACUGCUAUGAUGUGUUUGGGGCCCAGUCACCGUUUGGAGGCUACAAGCUGUCUGGGAGCGGCCGGGAGCUGGGAGAGUAUGGGCUGCAGGCAUACACUGAAGUGAAAACUGUCACAGUCAAAGUUCCUCAGAAGAACUCAUAAAGAACCAUGCUGGCUUUCUUACUCAUCCAGUGAUGGAAAGUUCAAGGAGAUAAGCAACAAAACCAAGAAAAAUGACUGUUGCAUGCUAAAGGUCUCAAAAGAGAAAUUCCGCCAGAAAAAUCUCUUGGAUCAAGAAAGUUCCAGAGUUUGAAUCAAUAAAUAGGGUGGGUGUGGGGCAAAGGGUAUAUGGAAAGCCUUUUAAACUGCAACAAUACUAGUAGCUUUCAGGGUGAUUUUUCAAAGAUAGAUUCAAAUAUCUCAUCCUGUCCAUCUGAAACACUUCUGUAACUUGCCUUAAUGGGGGAAGAAAAAGCCAUUGUUUACCACUGUUCCAUCUUUGAAGUAGCAACUAGCACCUUGCUUUGUAUUCUGGACUAAAACUCAUUAAAAACAGUGCUGCUCUUCA
Molecule: messenger RNA, 2736 nt
Organism: Physeter macrocephalus (sperm whale)
Lineage: Eukaryota; Metazoa; Chordata; Mammalia; Artiodactyla; Physeteridae
Gene: ALDH2
Product: aldehyde dehydrogenase 2 family member
Exons: 13
Coding region: 876-2330 (484 amino acids)
Molecular function (GO): aldehyde dehydrogenase (NAD+) activity
Source: RefSeq, a predicted model, not a curated record